GCAGAAGCGCCUUGGCGGGCGGAGCGCGGAGAGCAGAGCGAGCGGCACAGGAGAGGGCGCAGGGUUGGCGGAGUCGGGGAGCGUGGUCUCCCAGAUCGGGCAUUUGGAGAGAUGUGGCACCAGGGGCUUGAAGGAGAAAUGCAUGUAUUUUAGGCUGUGUCUCAGAAGAAGAGGCAGCAUCCCCGAAAAGUGACUGAGAUUGACCAGGAAGAGGCCCCAGACUCUUAGAGUAUGCUUAAAAGCCUAUGCAUUCCUUGGGGAAUCUAGGGACCAGCGGAUGCCAGGGAACAGCGACCUGGAGCACUGAACCCAGAAGACAGGUGGAAAGCAAGCGGCUCUUCUUCCUGGUAUGGCUUGGAUUGCUAUGGAGAUGCUCCUGAUGGAACACCAUUGUGCUUUUGUCCAGACAGCAACUGGGGCUGGAGAAGGGGCUGGGUGGUGAGUGAUUGGGGGAAGUCUGGCUAAGCCUGGCCAAGAACGUGAGGGCUAAGCCACCGGAAGUGCUUUCCUUCUGGAAGAUGGCUCCUAACACUUCUACCAUGGAUGAGACUGGCCUGCCAGUGGAGAGGGACUUCUCCUUUCGCAUCCUCACAGCCUGUUUUCUGUCCCUGCUUAUCCUGUCCACUCUCUUAGGGAAUACCCUUGUCUGUGCCGCUGUCAUCAGGUUUCGACACCUGCGGUCCAAGGUGACCAACUUCUUUGUCAUCUCUUUAGCUGUGUCAGAUCUCUUGGUGGCUGUCUUGGUCAUGCCCUGGAAAGCUGUGGCUGAGAUUGCUGGCUUUUGGCCCUUUGGGUCCUUUUGUAACAUUUGGGUAGCCUUUGACAUCAUGUGCUCCACGGCAUCCAUCCUUAACCUCUGUGUGAUCAGCGUGGACAGGUAUUGGGCUAUCUCCAGCCCUUUCCAGUAUGAGAGGAAGAUGACUCCGAAGGCAGCCUUCAUCCUGAUUAGCGUAGCAUGGACUUUGUCUGUUCUCAUAUCCUUCAUUCCAGUGCAGCUAAGCUGGCACAAGGCAAAACCUACAUGGCCCUUGGAUGGCAAUUUUACUUCCCUGGAAGAUGCCGAGGAUGACAACUGUGACACGAGGUUGAGCAGGACAUACGCCAUUUCAUCCUCCCUCAUAAGCUUUUACAUCCCCGUAGCCAUUAUGAUCGUCACUUACACCAGUAUCUACAGGAUUGCCCAGAAGCAAAUCCGGCGCAUCUCAGCUUUGGAGAGGGCAGCAGUCCAUGCCAAGAACUGCCAGACCACCACAGGUAAUGGAAACCCUGUCGAAUGCUCUCAAUCAGAAAGUUCCUUUAAGAUGUCCUUUAAGAGGGAGACUAAAGUCCUGAAGACACUGUCUGUGAUCAUGGGGGUAUUCGUGUGCUGCUGGCUCCCUUUCUUCAUUUCGAACUGUAUGGUGCCCUUCUGUGGCUCUGAGGAGACCCAGCCAUUCUGCAUUGAUUCCAUCACCUUCGAUGUAUUUGUGUGGUUUGGCUGGGCGAAUUCCUCCCUGAACCCCAUUAUUUAUGCUUUUAAUGCCGAUUUUCAGAAGGCAUUCUCGACCCUCUUAGGAUGCUAUAGACUCUGCCCUACAACGAAUAAUGCCAUAGAGACUGUAAGCAUCAACAACAACGGGGCUGUGAUGUUUUCCAGCCACCAUGAGCCCCGAGGCUCCAUCUCCAAGGACUGUAAUCUGGUUUACCUGAUCCCUCAUGCUGUGGGCUCCUCUGAGGACCUGAAGAGGGAGGAGGCCGGUGGCAUACCUAAGCCACUGGAGAAGCUGUCCCCGGCCUUAUCGGUCAUAUUGGACUAUGACACCGAUGUCUCUCUAGAAAAGAUCCAACCCGUUACCCACAGCGGACAGCAUUCAACCUGAAUAUUGGGUUCUCAUCUCUGAAGCUAUGAGUUCCCUAGGGCUUGCUGUUAAGAAAUUAACACGAGACCCCUCUGCUGCUUUUGGACAGUUACAGAACUUCUCCAACUCACUGACUCCAGUGUAUUCUCUAGCCACAAGGGAAAUGACUUAGGCUCUGAAAUCCUUUUUGAAGCAUUAUCUUAGGACACUCUAUAUAUAUAUAUUUAAAAAAAUAAUAGGGCCAAAAGUCAACUGUAAACAGCUUCACUUAAAAAUCAAACUUUCCAGGAAGGAAGUGUGAGAGUUGUUUGCUGUAUCCAAACAGGUGCUAAAACUGUCCAAGCAGUUUUCAGAUUGUAAAGGUAGGUGCAUGCCUUUGUUAAUUAACUUCUCUGACAAUAAUUGAGCCUUACAGCAAGAGUGGGAUUUCUUUUUUUUUUUUCUUUCUCAGAAUUGACAGAUGCAUUGUUGAUAAUGGUUUUAUUUAUUUAUUUAUUUAUUUAUUUAUUUAUUUAUUGUAUUAUAUGGAUAUUUUAAAUUUAUCAUAGUGAACCUAUAUUUAGCUUAUUUAAUAGACCGAACCAAUGUUAAAUCAGAGACUGAACUGUCCAUUGUACUAGCACUUCAUGAGCCAAUGAAACAGUACACAUAGACUCUGAGAUUCUGAGCUGGGAAUGACUUCUGGGAAGGCAGCAAAGGCUGAUGUGGUGGUUCCUUAACUCAACACAGACACAAAUAAACACAAGGUAAGAAGUGACUAACACUACCAAUGCUCUGCCCCUAAAAAUAUUUUGGAAAGAUAUGUUUUUUAAAAAAGAAGCUACUAUUGUGUUCUGAAUGUUUUAAAUGGCAGAGGCUUUCCCCGAGGCAAAUUUGCACUUCUGUAAAUAUCUCUGUAAAAGCCAGCUCAAGAAGAAAUCCAACUUUAGAUUUCUGUCUGAAUGUCGAGGAAGAGCAUAUGCCACUUUGUAUUUAUGUAAAAUAAUUGGCCCUCCCUGUCAUUUCUCAUUUCAUGCUUGAAAUGGCUUUCUGAAACAAACAAAUGACUGUCCAGGAUUAAGAUGUGCAUCGAGGUGAAUGAGCUGUAAAGUCACAGGUCACAGCAGCCCCUCCGAUAGUUGGGCUCAUCGCUGGUUCUUCAUCUGCCCAGGUCUAACCAAGCCGGCUGCUCAAGGGGCUACUUUUGUAGUGCUUUAAUCCGAAUUUAGUAUCCUCUCUUAAAAAAAAAAAAAAAAGCUCUUUAAUGUUAGUGGUAAACUAGCUAAUGAGCUGUGCCUCAUCGUGGAAGUAUACACUUCUGUUGUUGGUGGGGGGAAUAGAAGAACCCCUUCCCGGUGUGUGUUGAGCAUCACAAAGCCAUCAGCAUCACUAGUCACAAAUGCUACUUUUUUUCCUCCCUGUGGUUUUGAAUCUAGUUUCCAAGUCAUAGCCUGGACUGCAAAAAGUACCAUCAAGUCCCCUCGGGUGGGGGUAUUGCAACAGUGUUUCUUUUGUUGUUUGAAAUGUUUACAAGGUGUUCUUUGGAAGCAGCUGCAACAUGUGGAUAGAACUGAAGGAAGGGCUGACUGGCUUGCUAACAGUAUCUCCUGCAGGGGUCUGUGUUACGUACUUUGAAUGUUUUCUCAGCUCUACCGCUUGUAUGCUUUCUUACAUAAAAUAAAAUUAUUUUGUGAAUUCAAAUCAACCCCAAA
This is a messenger RNA of Mus musculus (house mouse), 3529 nucleotides long. RefSeq names its product dopamine receptor D1 (gene Drd1). Gene Ontology annotation, molecular function: dopamine binding; arrestin family protein binding; G-protein alpha-subunit binding. The transcript is spliced from 2 exons. Bases 519 to 1859 code for a protein of 446 amino acids. Gene Ontology annotation, cellular component: cilium; G protein-coupled receptor complex; ciliary membrane. The record is from RefSeq and is marked validated. Gene Ontology annotation, biological process: G protein-coupled receptor signaling pathway; G protein-coupled receptor signaling pathway, coupled to cyclic nucleotide second messenger; associative learning. NCBI's taxonomy places the organism in Eukaryota, Metazoa, Chordata, Mammalia, Rodentia, Muridae.